Messenger RNA from Acipenser ruthenus (sterlet), 4839 nucleotides. Its product is annotated as calcipressin-3-like. The record is from RefSeq and is a predicted model, not a curated record. Lineage: Eukaryota; Metazoa; Chordata; Actinopteri; Acipenseriformes; Acipenseridae. Gene Ontology annotation, molecular function: nucleic acid binding; calcium-dependent protein serine/threonine phosphatase regulator activity. Gene Ontology annotation, cellular component: cytoplasm; nucleus. The transcript is spliced from 6 exons. Gene Ontology annotation, biological process: calcium-mediated signaling. The coding region runs from base 341 to 1057 and encodes 238 amino acids.
UAUUCUGUACAUUUGUAGGGUGUAGCUGCAACCCAAAUUGUCACAUGAAAACCGAUGUUCCAAGGGGAAAUAGUAAUGCAAUUUAAGUUUUAGCUGAUGACGUAUUUUAAUCUUACAUUGCGUGACAGUAGGAGCAAAUCUAUCCCUAACUUGCAUGUUCUGCAUUAUAAUAAAAACAUAAACUAAUUAAGACAUUUGUCUCAUUGAUAUAAUUAUUGUGCCUACCGCUAGAAGCCGCUGUUUUGAGCGCUUGGAAAAAUUCUGAAAUCUACAGCUGUUUAAAACGAGCCUUUACACUAUUGUAGUGUACUCCCCAGCACUUCCCCCCUCCCGCCCCACGAUGCUGAGGGACAGUGUGAAGUCCUGGAGCAACGGCCAGUCCGACUCCUACAACAGUGACCAGGAGGAGGAGGAGGAGGAGGAGGAGAUGGUCUUCGGAGAGAAUGACGGAGACCUGGAAGAGAUGAUGGACCUCAGUGACCUGCCAACCUCCCUGUUUGCCUGCAGUGUUCACGAAGCAGCAUUCGAAGACGAACAGCAUCGGGAAAGAUUUGAGGCCCUGUUCAGGAUUUACGAUGAGCACGCCACGUUCCAGUUGUUUAAAAGCUUCAGAAGAGUGCGGAUAAACUUCAGCAACCCAGAGGCAGCAGCAAGAGCAAGGAUAGAACUUCACGAAACGGAGUUCAACGGGAACCAAUUAAAACUCUACUUUGCACAGGUUCAGAAUGUCAGUGAAGACACAGACAAAUCGUACCUGGCCCCACCUCAGCCUGUCAAACAGUUUCUCAUCUCUCCCCCUGGUUCCCCUCCUGUGGGCUGGAGCCAAAGCGAAGAAUUAACACCAGUCAUCAACUACGACUUGCUGUGUGCUGUCGCCAAACUGGGCCCAGGAGAGAAGUACGAGCUUCAUGCAGGGACUGAAUCCACCCCCAGCGUCGUGGUGCACGUGUGCGAGAGUGAAGCCGAGGAGGAGGAGGAGGAGGAAGAAGCUAAAGCACCCAAACAGAAGAUUGUUCAGACAAGACGCCCGGAGGCACCACCGCAGCUGUUUGAUUAAAUCUAGGACUCUGUUGAGGAUUUUGGUUAGGCUAAUUUACUUUGGUAAGAUAGCAGGUACAUAUACCAAACCUGCGCAGGUGGAAUUUAUACAGGUGCAGAAUUUGCAUUGAAGGGGCAUGUUCACAGAGACAGGUGCAUUCCAGAAUGCCAGGCUCACCUCAUCUGCUCAUUUAAAGCACCGUGGUUUCUAGUUUUUUUUUUGUUUUGUUUUGUUUUUUCUUUUUCUCUUUUUUUUGUUUGUUUGUUUGUUUUAAGAACCAGUAUCAUUAGCUUGGUACCGUAACUCAAACCACAGGCCUAGAGAUGUAACAGCAAAGGUCUGUUGCACUUCUGCAUAUCAGCUGUCCUGUAGUAUUGCAAAAUCUCAAGGACACAGUGCUUUAUAUAACACUGUAUGUGUAUCUUAAAGAAAGUUCAAAACCUUGAAAACUAUGGGAAUUGUUGUACAUAAUGGUUUUAAGGUUAGCAUGCAUGUCUUGAAAUGAAGAUGGUUACCAAUAGUACAUGUCUACAGCCGGCACCUGUAAAUGUAAAAUUCGCUGUUUUGCUGGGAUGGGCUCCGUACGAUAAAACGUCUUGUUUUUAUGAAUGUCUGCAGAGACAGAGAGAAACAGAGUGGAGCUUUUGUCAAUCUCACCUGGUUCUGAUGUUCAUCAGCCAGAGAUGAAGAAAAAGAAAUCGAAGAAACCUGAAAAAAAAAAGUUUUUAAAACAUAAGUUUGCUGAAUUAGGGCGUCGGCUGAAGUCAUGGCGAUUGGCGAUUUGUGUGUUUAUUUCCGUUUUUUUUAUUUUUUUUUAUUCAGGCCGGUUUAUGGUGUUCACCCCUGAAUGUAAACUGCACAGUCAUCACAUACUGUUGUAUAUAUUCUGAAAAAUGUGUUGGCGUGGGAGGGAUACUGAAAAAGAGAGGCAGACGGGACAAAUAUUCAAGGUACAAAAAGAAAUGAAUGUCAGUUCAUCUUAAAAUCUGAAUUAUUAUGUAAUGCUUUUAAAUACAAUGUCCUUUAUCUUUUUUUAUACGAGUGGUUCGUAUUGCAAUUAUUCAAUUCAGUUCAGGAGCUGCUCAUCGGUUUUAGUUGCCUGCCAUAGACACAUGUUACACGGGCUAGAUCAGCCAGAGCUUCUUUAUAUUAAAGCCUCCGCGCCAUCUAGUGCUUUUAGUAUUGCCAGAACUACGAUAAGAGACUAUUUACUUAUGUAUCCCUUCUCAAUACAUUAAAAAAAUGUAAUUACAAAACAAACCAUUCAGAAUGAGAUUGAUAACACCAUGAAGUGUUUUGAAGCUAAAUAUUGGAUGUCAGAUACUUUCAUAAAUGACUUUUAUCGAUUUCCUUUUCUGUUCCAAAUCCCCUACGUUGCAGUCUGUAUAGCAUGUUUCUAAUUCUGUUCCAGAACAAACCCUUGAUUGUUUCUGACCAGCUACAACAGACAAACAGAAAACCACUGUACAGUCAAAAUUAGAUGUCCUUUUUGCAUCAUUAAUAAACAUGACAAAAAAAUGUAUAUAAAUUCACUGUAAAAUAAGGGUAGCGCUGUCAAAAAAAACAAAAACAUCUUUAUAUGCUUAUCGAUUUGUCACUGUAAUUAAUAAAGUAGGUUACAAAGAUAAAUAACAUCUGUAUGUUCCAAUUGUUAAAUUCAAAAGGGGAAUUUGAAACCCCGUUCUUAUAUAUUGAUUUUGAGGUGAUCAAUACAAAAAGAUGAAAUCGGCAUGAAACGCAAGUUGUUACGUAAUCCUAAAGUUCUGCAACUAUAUCUCCAAGUGGUUAUUUAACCUCAUAAGCUCUGAUAUGUGAAAAAACAUUUUAUUUUAGAAUUUAAUUUUUUUUUUAUUAUUUCUUGGACAAAACACCUUAUAGCCUUUGCUUUCACCAGCCUAGAUGUGUGAGAAUUGUAUUACAAAUUUCAUAUACCAACGUGUAAAUGUGUUGGGAUUGGUGUUUUGAAUUUGUGGUAUUGUUAAGUAGGAACGUGUACUGUAGCUUUAGUUUGGGGGGGGGGGGGGGGGUACUAUAUGUGGGGUAAUGUAACCACGCUCCAAAACAAAACGUGUGUGUGUUUGCACAUACUACAUUAGCUAACGUGAGCUUCGCUUUGAACUAUGGGCCUCAAAGCACCUUGUUCACAUGUAAAUCGUCAAAGGAUGUGUGCUGAGCAAGCAUGUUGUCAGAUCAUGUCUGUCUAGUAUUUGAAUGCUUGGCACUUGAGGUCUUUAGAAACUGGGUGCAUUUUCUACCAGUCAAUAAACUGAAAUUUGAGUGUGGCGUUGCGUUCAGAACAACGUUAUCAGUUACCGUAGCUGUUCCCCCUGUGCUGUGUCCACGCAGUAUCUUUUGCAAAAUAAACAUCAUUGUUCUGAUAUUUGUUAUUCACACAUCCAUAUCAUUUUUUAAAAACAUUUUUUUUUCAAUAAAGCUUAGAAAGAUCUCUAACAGUAGAGGCAAUCCUUUAUUAUCAGGCAAAAUACAGUAUGUUAAUCUUUUAAUCGCUUUUCUGUGCAGGUAUUUCACAUCACUGGUGCGCUUCAUCUGUAUCAUCUAUUACAUAUGUAAUUUCAGCACAUAUAAUCUAUAUCUAUUGAUAUUGUAAAAAAAAUAAGACUGCAAACAGCUUAAUAAACCUUUUAUCUUUUCUAAAAAAACAAAAGCAUUUUGUGAACUGCUAGUAAAUGUAAUGUUUGGUAAACAUAUACCACUUGUUCUCCAUAGUGUCAACCUGUGAUUUCUUUAGCUACUGUAUGACCUGUUCAUAUGUAUACUUAACAACUGUAAAUACAAUUUUAUAACACAUAGUAGUGAUUCAAUGUUUAGUGCUUCGAGAAGGCAGUAGGACGUUUUAAUAAAUGUCAUAUUUUUUUAACACAUUGCAUGGCUUGAUAUUGCACACUUUCCAAAACUAUUUCAGUGCUCGUAUUUAAAAUAGUAAUAGUCAUUUUCAUGGCACUGCAUUAUGCAUUAAUAAAAUACUAUCUGCUAUUGUAAUAAAACGAUAAGCGUGUGUGUUUUACACUAUAAACUCUCAUUCUAAUGCACUACAAGUGCAAGCUAAUGUGUUUCAGCCUGCGUUUGAAAGGCUAAUGCUUUCCAGGCUUAUUUGUUCACCUGCUGUUCUAAUGCUAUUUCAAUACGGUCCAUUGUGUUGUAUUAAGUAUGUGAAAUAGUGGCACAAAGGACCCCAGUGUAAAUUGUCUGUAAACUGUAUAUUCAUACCUACUGUAGCAAGUCGAACUGCCAGUGGGGUAUGCUGUGAAGCUUUUGCCUGCUCAUUUUGUGCUCUGCAUUAAGAAGACCCUCAAUACGUUUUAAAAUAAGCAACUUUUAAUAUCAGAAAUGGGUUUCCGUGGGUCAAGAACAUCAGUAGAUUUGAAUUUCAUUGGGAGCCCCGCUUAUAACCCCUUAGUCCUGGAAAUGCACCCAGUUUUAUUUAUUUUAUUUUUUUUUUGUACCUUUUUGCAGUCUUCAAAAAGGUCAAAAUCGUCACCCUUGUAUUGUUUCAUUGGGAAAUGAAUUCUGUGUCUUCUUGUACUGUAGUUGUUUUAACAAUGUGGCAAUCAAGCAAUAAUUUAUGGUUCUCUCUGUAUUUAAUGUAUUGUGUUUAAUAAUUUUCAGGCUUUGUUUUACCUGACCUGUUACUGGCUUGUUUUUAGUGUAGAAGUAUGAAUGUAAUUCGUUUCACAUAGAGUUAUAUAAAGGAAUAUUCUUAAAUCUGCUGUUUUGUCAUUGUUUGCUGCACUGAAGUUUAUAUUGCCCUACUGCAGAUAAAAUAAAGGACUUCUGCUUUG